Molecule: messenger RNA, 1305 nt
Organism: Aureobasidium subglaciale EXF-2481
Lineage: Eukaryota; Fungi; Ascomycota; Dothideomycetes; Dothideales; Saccotheciaceae
Exons: 2
Coding region: 1-1305 (434 amino acids)
Biological process (GO): retrograde vesicle-mediated transport, Golgi to endoplasmic reticulum
Cellular component (GO): endoplasmic reticulum; SNARE complex
Molecular function (GO): SNAP receptor activity
Source: RefSeq, a predicted model, not a curated record
AUGACGAACCAAAGCGUGCUAGACUCCUUGUCGCAGCUGUCGGACUCGAUCAAGCUCACCUUCCAGCUCAUCAGCCGCCUAUCCAAGCUCUCCUUCCAACCAGGUUCCACCCCACUGCAAGGAGACGGUGACGUCCGCAUCGAGCUCUCACACGACAUUCGUGACGCUCUCAAACAACACGACGACACGCUCGAUAGCCUCCGGCAGGAAAUUGAAGACAUUGUAGAAUUCGGGACCACCUCUCAACGUCGUCGCGACAGUCUCAAGGACAGGGAACGCGCUCGUAUUGCUGCUCAGCUUGCCCGCCUAGACGAGGACUUGAAGCACGCCAGAAGCCAGUUCCGUGCUGCCCAACUCUCGUCGAAACGCGCCUCGGAGGCAGCUAAGCAAAAAGAACGUGAGAUCCUAUUUGUCUCUCUCCAACAACCCGUCGAGCCCGACUCCACUUCGUCGACUCCUGAUCCUUUCGCUGCUCGUCGUCCCCAGCCCAAGCAGUUGACUCAGGACGAACUUCUUAUCAACGCUUCGACCGACGUGACCUCUGCCCUUCGUCGUACUCAUAACCUGCUCACUUCGGAGCUCUCUCGUUCGCGCUUUGCACAGGAGACUCUUGACCAAUCUACGGCCGCUCUCGCCGAUCUAGGUGAGCGCUACACUGAUCUUGAUUCUCUUCUCAGUAACAGUAAGAAUCUUCUUGGAACCCUCGUAAGAAGCCAAAAGAGUGAUACUUGGUACCUCGAGACUGCUUUUUACAUUCUCAUCACAACCAUCUGUUGGCUGGUGUUCAGAAGACUCAUCUACGGUCCCGCUUGGUGGUUUCUCUGGCUGCCCUUCAAGUUCCUGCUGCUCAAGCCGUUGUAUCUCCUGCUUGCUGUGUUUGGUAUCACUGGUCGCUCUUCGGCUGCUACUGCAGUAUCCGCGUCAUCAAGUGUUCCUACACAGCCCACAAUACGUGUCCAACCUAGCGCAUCAGGCGAUCGACCUACUUUCCGGAGAGGUAUGGACCAACGCUCGGCAAACGUCAUACCUGUCGGAGGCGGCGGUGCAAAGGCUGGCAGGAAUGGUCAGCCUCAAACCCAAGACCCCAGUCCUGAGGGCAGCAUGUCGCAAGACAUCGGCCAGAUGGCAGAAGCCAGUCGUGAGCAAUUACCACAGCAGCAAGGAGAACAUAAGGAGCCUCAGAGAAGGGGAGACGGCACCAUUCUCAAAGAAAGAGGCGACAUUCCUCGUAACCCAAAGAAAAAAGUCUGGGAAGAGGAUGUCGAAUCAGCUAAGCACGAAAUGAGAAAGAGAGACGAACUCUAA